GGAAGAACUGCCAGUUGAUGGAUUUCUGCCCAGCCAACCCUUGUGCCAACGGAGGGACGUGCGUCAUCACUUACCCUUUCAUCGUCUGCCAGUGCUGGCCAGGCUUCGAAGGGCACACCUGCCAACACGACAUCAACGAAUGCUUUGCGUCCCCCAGCCCCUGCCUCAACGGGGGCAGCUGUAUCAACAGCAUCGGCUCCUUCCGCUGUUUGUGCCCAUCCAACUUCUCUGGUCCUCUCUGCCAGUACCGACGGGGGCCUUGUUCCUCGGAGAUCUGCCUCCACGGGGGCACCUGCCAUCGUGUCAAUGGAGGAUACCAUGGCUGCCUCUGUCUGCCAGGCAAUUACGGUUCAUUAUUCUUAGUGUUGUUAUGGCAUUUGUUGGCUAAAAGGCAUUGCGGCUCUGCCCCAGGUCCCAUCAUUGGCAUCCUUCAGUCUCAAAAGACUAUGGUAUCGUGCUCUGAAAAGAGGACCUAAAACAGCAUCAAGUGUGGCUAAAAAGGCAAAUUCGAGAGUGUCAAUCCCUUUCACAGGGAGGUAGUGUUGAAAAAAUAGUUUAAGACACC
Pseudonaja textilis is the source of this 565-nucleotide messenger RNA. NCBI's taxonomy places the organism in Eukaryota, Metazoa, Chordata, Lepidosauria, Squamata, Elapidae. The record is from RefSeq and is a predicted model, not a curated record.